UGAGCUUGUGCUCAAAAGCUUUAACAUCACAAUACAACAUUUCGUUCAUAACAAUAUAUAAUAGAAACAAUAUCAUAUAUAUAUUGUUAGAACUUUUUUUUUGUUAUUAAUUUAUUAAAAGAACUUUUUUUUUGUUGUUUCACUUCUCUUCUCGUCUUCAUGGUGAUGGUACACUUCUCGUUAGUGUGAUAUAUUUUUUUCUCGUAGUGUUUUAAGUAACAGUGAUUAUCUCUUUCUCCUUUCUUUUUUUUGGUUUGUUUUGUUUUCUUCUUUUCCAUCUUUUAAUCCAUUAUAAUCCAUCGAUCGUCUUUAAUCAUCGUCAAUAUAUCUACGCUUAAUCUUCAUCAUCGUCGUUCAUAUUAUUCCUUUAAAUUUGUUUAUCGUCAUUGAGAAUUUGUCUCUUUUUCUCUUGCUUUUUAAUUUUCCAUCAUAUUCCAUGUGUGAGUUAAGUUCCAUUCAGUUUUGGAAAGAGAAAAGGUAAUUUAUCAUCAAUCAUCACAACGAAACAACGAGUUCACAUACAAUCGAAAACCAGGAAAAACAAAUAAGCUAAAAAGAAAAAAAGAAAUCAACUUAUGAAAUAAGACAACAUUCGAUUGCGAAGAAGAAGAAGAAAAUAAUAAGUAAAUCAACAUUCAAAAUCAUUCGAAAUCUUUAAAUUAAAUAAGACGAACUUUUCUAAAGUGUUAAUUGGUUGUUUAUCCAUCAGCAUCUUAUAUUAAAGGUGAACCGUGAUGUUGUUACAACGGGACACGGUUUACUCUCCAUUUCAUUUAUAUUCUGUGUCACAUAAUCCAAUUUUAUCCAAUUUUUUGCUCUCCUUAUCAAUAUCCAUCUCACUUUCAUUAACUGCUUCCUCAUCCUCGGUGGGUCCACAACCCAAUGAAGUGUAUUCAGUUGACCUGUUAUCAAGACAGAAUGCAAAACAACAUGCAACAAUUAAAUAUGAAUUAUUAGAUGGUAAUUUUCCACCUCUAAUUGUUAGAAGAGGUGCAACAUUUAAAAUGACCAUUGGUCUAGUUAAAUCGUACAAACCUUCAUUAGAUAAGAUCCGGAUGGAAUUUAUGUACGGCCCGAGGCCACAAUUGGGAAAGGGAACAUUAAUCUAUCUUCCUAUUACCCUGAAUACACCGGAAAACAAGGAUACCAAUAAGUGGCGUGCCAAAAUACUUUCAGUCAGUGACAAUCAGCUUCUAAUUGAGGUUUAUAUACCACCAACCGCUGCAGUAGCGGCAUGGAAAUUACGAAUCUCAACUAAACAAAAUGGAUCUCGAAAUAUAAGGUCUUUCGAUGUGAGGGAAGACAUUUACAUCCUUUUUAAUCCAUGGUCUAAAUUGGAUACCGUUUACCUAGAAAGGGAAGAUUUAAAACAUGAAUUUGUAUUAAUGGAUAUUGGUAAAAUUUAUAUUGGUUCAUAUAAUCAACCCAAAGGUAGACAAUGGAUUUAUGGACAAUUUAAUCGAGAUGUUUUACCUGCAAUUAUGUAUAUGAUGGGGAAAACACGUUUAGAUUAUGCGGCAAGAAGUAAUCCAAUCAAGGUUGUCCGAGCAGUUGCACAAAUGGUAAACAGUCAUGACGAUAAUGGUCUUUUAGUGGGUAAUUGGUCUGGAGAUUAUAAGAGUGGAACACCACCGUGGAGUUGGACUGGAAGUGCACCAAUUUUGGAGCAAUAUUUGGAGACCAAUGGUGAACCCGUUAAAUUUGGCCAGUGUUGGGUAUUUGCCGGUGUUACUACUACAGUUUGUCGUGCACUCGGUAUACCUGCUCGCACGGUGACCAAUUUUGUUUCAGCUCAUGACACAGAUGAUUCUCUUACGGUGGAUAAAUUUUUCGAUGCCAAAGGUCAACCUAUUACUGAUGUUAACGCUGAUUCUAUUUGGAAUUUCCAUGUUUGGACUGAUGUUUGGAUGACCCGACCCGAUCUUCCUGCUGGUUAUGGUGGCUGGCAGGUUAUCGAUGCUACACCACAGGAAACCUCUGAAGGACUUUACCGAACGGGACCUGCUUCGGUUGAAGCGGUUCGUCGAGGUGAAAUUGGACUUCACUAUGAUGCUCCUUUCGUCUUUGCCGAGGUCAAUGCUGAUCUGGUCCAUUGGAAACUUGAUGAAACAUCACCACUUGGGUGGAAAAAGAUGAUGACCAAUAAACACCAUGUUGGUCGUAAGAUAAUAACCAAAAAAGUGGGCUACAUAUCGGAAGCUCCGGACACUCGAGAUGCCGAUGAUAUAACUGAACGUUAUAAAAACAAGGAGGGAACAGCCGAGGAACGAAUGUCCGUCCUAAAUGCCGCUCGAGCGGGUGGACUGGCCUAUCUUUUUGAAAUCCCCGAACCGGACAGAGAAGAUAUUAAAUUUGAAUUGGUUAAAAUUGAGCGAGUUCCUAUUGGUCAACCUUUCCAUAUUAUCGUCCGAAUGUACAAUAAGAGUCCAUUGAAACGUACGAUAACCCUUUCAGUUUCGGUAAACAGUGUCUUCUAUACUGGAAUAUUAGCCCAUAAGGUCAAAACGGAAAGACGAGAGAUUGACAUUGGACCGGGUAAAGUCUUUGAACAUCGGGUUAACAUUUUGGUCGCUGAUUACUUACCUUACCUGGUUGAUUAUUCGAUGCUUAAAAUAUACGCCGUUGCCUCGGUCAAGGAAACAUCGCAAACUUGGUCGGAAGAAGAUGAUUUUGCCGUUGAAAAGCCUCCACUUGCAUUGACCGUCGUCUCCUCAGGUCAUGGAUUGACCGUUGGUGUCCCCUUUAACCUUGCCAUUGAGAUAACUAAUCCACUUAACGUGGUGCUUACAAGUUGUAAAUUAACCGUUGAAGGAACCAGUCUAGUUAAUCGGGUUCAAACAGUGGCCAUACCAGAUAUCAAUAAGAAGACCAAAAUUUCACAUGUCGUCCAAUUGACCCCUCGGCGUCCAGGGGAAUCUAACAUCGUCGUUACCUUCCAGUCCAAACAACUUGGUGAUGUUUAUGGAUCUAAGACCAUUUUAAUUGGUUAAAUUGAAUCAAUUUAAUGAUUUACUAUUACUACUACUACUUUUGGACGAUUAUAUAAUUGAUAUCAUUAUUAUUAUCAUCAUCAUCAUCAUCAUUAUUGAUUACUACAAACAACAAUCAUCAUCAAUAACAACAAUCAACGAUCAUCAAAGUUAUCAGAUAUCAACGUGUUUUUUUUGUUGUUGAUGUCUUUUUGCAAACAAUCACGAUUUUUUUUCUAAUCUCAACACAACUACAAUCAACAAUCAAUUUAUAAAACAACAAAAAAAACUCCAAAUUGAAAAAUUGAAAUCUACAAUUAAGAUUAAAAAAACAUUAAACUUGAUUUUAAAUAAAAAACUACAAAAUUUACAAAACAUUAAA
Messenger RNA from Panonychus citri (citrus red mite), 3351 nucleotides. Its product is annotated as hemocyte protein-glutamine gamma-glutamyltransferase-like. The transcript is spliced from 4 exons. NCBI's taxonomy places the organism in Eukaryota, Metazoa, Arthropoda, Arachnida, Trombidiformes, Tetranychidae. The coding region runs from base 735 to 2990 and encodes 751 amino acids. Gene Ontology annotation, biological process: peptide cross-linking. The record is from RefSeq and is a predicted model, not a curated record. Gene Ontology annotation, molecular function: protein-glutamine gamma-glutamyltransferase activity.